Molecule: messenger RNA, 3454 nt
Organism: Syngnathoides biaculeatus (alligator pipefish)
Lineage: Eukaryota; Metazoa; Chordata; Actinopteri; Syngnathiformes; Syngnathidae
Gene: elmod3
Product: ELMO/CED-12 domain containing 3
Exons: 13
Coding region: 807-2039 (410 amino acids)
Source: RefSeq, a predicted model, not a curated record
UCUGAGCCAGAGAAUAAUGACGUAAUGGAUCCGGCUGGCGACAGGAAACGACAAUUCCCGUCAUGCAUUGCACUAGCGUGGCCGCUGCACGGGGGAAGGGAAACUGAGAUUGGAGCAAGAAACAAGCAGAAACUGAGAUUUUAAUGCAUAUGAGAAAAAAAUUGCUGGCCGGAAGAAGACCAUCCAUGAUCUGCAUCUGGACACCUGCCCUUUUUAUUGUUUCAGUUGAAGCUAAAGAUAACCCAGUCAAUUAAAGCGCGCUGCUAUCUUGGAGUGCUUAUCGGAUUUGUCUUGAGAGCCAACGUAAUGAAGUGUCUUCUAUGAGGAGAGCUCAAGCCUACAAAGCGAUGUCAUUAUCCAGCUUCUGGGCACCUCUGAUGGCGAUGAGAAGCAAAGCAACAGGCCAGGAAGAUCAGCGGAGGGGAGCAAGGAGGGAGGGCUCCGGGAAAUGUGCCAUUUCCUCUGGGCGCUAGACUGAUAUCUGCACAUUCCUCUCCGUGUGCGCACUCAAGGUUAGGAGAAUUUAGGAGGAGGCUGCCACUAAAACCAACACUCAUCGCCGUUCCGAGGGGGAACCCGAGAUGUGCGCUACCUGGAUGUCUGUUACCAGCUUGCUGAAGUCAAAUUUGUGACCGUGGACGUUUCCAACUGUCUGAAGCAUAAAAACUUGCGGUCGCCACACACGUGCGCCCAAGGAACCAUGGUAGUCCUUGUAGCGGCUUGUCAGCCCAUCUCAUUCCAGGAUUUUAGAAGCCUUUAGAGGCCACAAUCGGGAAGACCCUUGGCAGCCGACACACUCAUAUGCAAUGGAAGAAGACAUUGAUGUCACUUUCCACCUUGAGGGCCAAAAUGGUUUGUCUCCUGAAUGUAAAUCAUCAGAGGAGACCACCAAUGGACACUCCAACCAAAAGCCUGUUAUGAAUGGGUUGAUCAUCAGUCAUAGUGUCAAAGACCACACCACCAACGGUUGCACCCUUCUCACCUCCCUGCCGAUUUCAACCCUGAAGCAGAAUGGCCUCCUGCAGGCUCUUGCAGCAGCAGAAGGGGACCAGACAAAACCUGAAGAAGAUCAUGUGGAGUUGGAAAAGGCCAGAGAGGAAUGGGAAGCUUUGGAGAGCAUUCAACCAGCUCUGACCGAAGACUCAAUCCCAACACCGCUCAUUUCUUUCAAUGAAGCCCUUCAGUACUUUCAGACUACAGAUCUCGGGGACCUGCUGAAGAACAUCCAGCCAACGAUUCGCAGGACAGGUCUGGCCGCCGUCACACAUUUCCUUUUUGGGCCGCCCCGACUGCACAGGGAACUCACGGAGGAGCGGGAUCUCGUCUUCGCUAUGGCGCAAUGCCACGUGGACAACAGCCAGAGUGUCCACAUGCGUGUCCUCCAGACCAUUUAUAAAAGGCUGAUUGGCUGCAGACUGGACUGUCCUCGCUAUGGGACACACUGGGAAAACAUUGGCUUUCAGGGUACGGACCCAGCCACUGACCUGCGUGGGACUGGUUUCCUGGGACUCAUGCACACUUUGUACUUUGUGAUGGAUCCAGAGACCCUGCCGUUGGCUCGAGACAUCUACAAGUUAUCCCAACACCCUACACAGAACUUUCCUUUCAGUGUGAUGUCAAUCAACAUGACCCGCAUCGCUCUGCAGGUGCUCAGAGAGGAGGCCUUGUCCAAGGAGUGCAAUCGCCGGCAGCAAGUGGUGGGCGUGCUGAAUGAAUUUUACGUGGCCACGUAUCUGCACCUGUACCAAGUGUGGAAGAGCCAGCAGAAAACCAUUGCUGACUCUGGCUUUGUGAUUAAAGAAGUGGAACUCUUCGCCAAAAAGAACCCAAAGCAGAUGCUUCGCCGACUGGAGGUCUUCCUGAAAGAGAGACGGGGGGGCGGCGUCCCCCGAGGGACGUCGCCAGAGCCGCCGGCGCAGCAGCCCUCGCCCGGCCAGGACGAGCGGGCGGCCAGGGCGGGGGGCAAGGCGAAGGAGCUGCACUUCACGGGGGUGUGCGAGCUGCCAUCUGACAUGGAGGGUGACGCCAGAAUCAUCUAAGCUUACACAGAGCUAGAUGAAGAACACACUGCAAUCUGAAUCUGUCCAAUAUGUUCCCCCCCCCCCCAACCCACCACCCCCAACCAUCCUCUGAUGUUGGGGUGCUGCACUUUGCUAAGAUUUGUCGUUUUUAUGUGGUUGAUCAGAGCUAUAUUGUUUGAAUUAUUUAUUUGAACACAGAACACUCAAAUGGCGCUUUUACAGGAUGUCCCAAAACGAGAAAGUGAACAUUUGCACUUUUCUUCAAAUUUAGUACUCAAAUUAUAAAAAAAAAAUAUAUAUAUAUAUAUAUAUAUAUAUUGUGGUCACAACUCCACCCUUGCGGAGUUUGUCCCCCUCAGCCAGCUUCUUUUGGCAUCAGAGGUGACACGAGGGCUCCCUUUCGGAUCGACUCCCCCCAGUGUAGCGCGGAGGAUUUAUCAAUGCGGGGUCAUAAGCGGCGGCGUGACGCUCGGAUCGGGUCACGUGGAUCAGGUCCAGAAAGCUUCGAGCGGGCUUCGUGGUCGCUUGCCUUCAGCUAUCGAUCCCUUCGCAUGCUCGGUCGGGAGGUUGAAGAUCAAACUCAAAAAUGUAGAAAAAGAAGGGGAGUCAAAUCUCCAUUCGUUUGCGCUAUAGAAAUAAAUAUGAUUGACCAAGAAGAAAAUGUAUAUUUUACCUGCUUUUUUUUUUUGAAGAUAACCUUAAGAAAGAUUUCACAGAAGAUACAUUCUCAGCCUUUCGUCGUUAAACUUAAGCUGAAGGUCUAAUAUAAGCUUUGUGGACAUUCCGUCGGUAAGUGUGUUUUUUUUAUAGUUACAAUUUGUACGUGUGAGCGAGCGCGUGGGAAAAUGAUUGAGCUGACGUCGACGAGGUGCAUCUCGUGCGUACGGUACAGUAUGCAAUUGCAGCUCGCGCUCGAUGAUAAUCAAAAGUGUGACGAUGAGACAUCGUUCCGAACUUCAGGGCUCGUGUGUUUGCGCAAGUGGACGUCUUUGUGUGACUUUUGUCCGCGAGAGCGGAAACGCGUCCUAGUGAAGACAUUUCACGUAAAACUGGUGACAGGUUUUUUGUUUUUUUCUCGCUGUCACGGCGUCUGCUUUAGUUCUUCUUUACGAUUAGGAUGUUAAAGGGGAAUUCCGGUGGUUUGGAUUAACAAUGUAUCCAAUAGGUUAUGGAAUAUGUACUCUAGUUUGACGAUGUGAUGUUCAAUCCUCUCUCAUUUAAUAGUGUUUUGAGAAGAUUUUUGUCGACAAUUACGAAAUUUCAGGGACGCUGCCAUUUUCGCGAGUCACAUGAUGUACGUGGGCGUAUGUAACGCGUACUGGCUCGAUUACAUGCCCAGUGCUGAUUUCUUAGAUUUAUCAUCUGAUGAAGAAAUAGAAGUAUCGGUUGAUCAGAAAGACGAAGGAAUACUUCCUUACAGAUUUGAACCUGUG